Molecule: messenger RNA, 1483 nt
Organism: Pyricularia oryzae 70-15
Lineage: Eukaryota; Fungi; Ascomycota; Sordariomycetes; Magnaporthales; Pyriculariaceae
Exons: 1
Coding region: 324-1118 (264 amino acids)
Biological process (GO): mitotic sister chromatid segregation
Cellular component (GO): kinetochore; MIS12/MIND type complex
Source: RefSeq, a predicted model, not a curated record
GGCGCAUUUGGGCCGGAAGCUUUUCAAAGUAAACAAAUACUUGAAGGUUGCGUUAUUGGCCGCCAUUAAAAGUUGAACAAUUAAGAUUGUUCAUGGGACGAAAAAAAAAAAACAGUCAACUCCGGACGGAUCGCAUAUUUCCCGAAACCCACAUUUCAACCUCCAAAGAUUAGAUCAUUAAAAUCUUGGAUCCAAUUGGUUUUGAACUAGACAGUCAAAUUCAAUCGACUGGACAACGUCAAUCAACGACACCUCGCUCUCUUCGCAACUCGGGUCAAAAAAGCAAAUUUUACUAGGAAAACACAAAAACAGGAUCGCCCAUCAUGGACGCAGCCGCCUCUGCGCACCGCAAGGUCGAGCUGCAGUCCCCCGAGGACUUCACCUACCUGCUCAACAACGUCCGGCGCGCCGCGGCCGAGAGCAUCGGGGCCGCGUUCCCGCUUGCCGACGACGAUGCCGAGGACGCCCUGCGCGCCCGCAUCGAGGAGCUCGUCGACGACUACAUCGCGCGCACAUUUGCCCUCGCCGCGCCUAACGUCUCCAUCAACGGCCUGCCCGUUCCCGAAUCGCUCCUACCCAAGGAGAAGAGCAACGGCAAGACGAAAGACAAGGGCAAAAAGGGCAGCAAAAAGAGCAAAAAGAAGGGCGCUGCUGCAGAAGACGAAGACGAAAACGUCGUCUACGAACCCUUCGACGCCCGUCUACGCGACCGCAUCCCGGACCUGCUGCGCGAGGAGGAGGAGCUGCUCCGCGAAAUCGCGGCGCUCAAGAGACGCGUGCCGGCGCAGGCGGCCACGCGGGUAGGGGACGCACUCAAGGCCGGCGUGGCAGCGGACGAGGCGGCCCUGGCGGCGGCGAAGGAGCGCGUCGGCGACGUCGACAGGGAUCUCAGGGCAAAGGGACGCAAGCGGAUGCUGGACAGCCUCGAGGGCGGGGUCGACGAGGGCUCUGCUGCCGCCGCCCCCGCGAUCAGCGUCCUGCAGAGGAAUGACGAGGUUGCAGAAUCGUUCGGCACCGCCGUCGAGGGGCUCGGUCGGCUCAAGAGGGAUAUGCCCGCCACUGUGGCGCGGAUGGAGCGUGCGCGGGCGGCAGGGAGCUAUGUAAUUGCUGGAAGGUGAGGUGGAAUGCGGUACACGUUAUAACAUUUAUUUCCAUAUUUCUGGCUUACGGUCUGCGUCGGCGUCGGGCGUUGUAUUGGACGGGAACAGAAAAUCGGAAUUUACGAUUUAUGAGAAGAACAGCUUGGAUCAAGGUGGAAGCACCAAAUCAUCGUUGCAAAAGAAUCCCAGUUGAUGGCAAGAUCCGGUCAACUGGGAUGGUUUCGCGUGCAGGAACAACUGAAUGAAUAAAAAGACUGGUGGAUAUAAGGCUACGAAGAAAUGUCUAUAAUCUGCAUCUUUCGGUGCCGUCUCAUCUUUUCAACAACUUUACAAGUCAAACCUAAGCGGGUAUCAACCCUGGUAAAACCUGCCCUCCCGCACAA